This is a messenger RNA of Impatiens glandulifera, 1380 nucleotides long. Its product is annotated as stemmadenine O-acetyltransferase-like. The coding region runs from base 1 to 1380 and encodes 459 amino acids. The record is from RefSeq and is a predicted model, not a curated record. Lineage: Eukaryota; Viridiplantae; Streptophyta; Magnoliopsida; Ericales; Balsaminaceae. The transcript has a single exon.
AUGGAAGUAGUGGUGAAGUCAAGUGAGGCUAUCAAGCCAUCAUCGCCGACCCCAUCCCACCUUGGCCGUCACUACCGUUCCUUCAUUGACCAAACCAAUCCCAAGUUAUUCAUGCCCACCAUUUAUUACUACCCACCGCCACCGCCAAAUAACAUGAACAACGAUCCCAUCGCCGCAAACGCCGAAAGAAUUGACAGUCUCAAACGAUCCCUCGCGGAUGUGCUCACCUCUUUCUAUCCCUUUGCAGGCCGCGCCACCGAUCCCUCCUUCAUUGACUGCAACGAUUCCGGCGUCGUGUUUACUCAAGCUGUAGUAAUCGACCACCGCUGCAUUACAGACGUCAUCGCCGAAAAAAAUGCCCAACAACUCAGUCCAUUGUUGCCUUUCUCAACGGAGAUCACCGGGGCCGGCGUCCAUGACGACGAGAGGCUCUUGGGCGUUCAAGCCAACAUCUUCAAGUGCGGUGGCUUGGCCUUGGGCGUUAGUUGGUCCCACAACAUCUGCGAUGCUUUUUGUUUUAUCAAUUUCAUAAACUCGUGGGCGAGAUUGGCACGCGGAGAAGAGAUAACACCUCCGACCACCAUUUCCGCUUCUAUAUUCCCACCCUUAGACAACCUAUCAAUGUUCGGAACCAACAACAACUCCUCCUCCUCCGAUAUUAAUGAUAUUGAUGAAACCAACAAAAACAGAGCUAAUGAAGAAAACAACAAGAAUGAAGGCAGGAAGGUGGUUGUGACCACCAAGGUUUUCCGAUUCAGUGGCGCAUCCAUAUCUUCACUAAAAGACAAGUAUUCUGAGCAAGGCCGACCCGAACUGAUCCCUACCAGUGCGGAGGCACUAUCAACAUUCAUAUGGACCCGGUUCUACGAAAGCAGGAAAAAACAGAGUAGAAGAUACUUUAUAACUCAAAUGGUGAAUCUCCGGAACAAGGCCGACCCGGGUUUGAAGCUAGAUUCGUGCAUCGGGAACGUUUGUCAAUUUGUGGUGGUGCAUCCGGACUUAGAGCUAGUGGAUGGAUCUUCGGGUUACGGCAUUGUGAGGAGGAUGAGGGCGGCGAUAAGGAAGUUCGACGUCGAGUACCUAAAGAAGCUAGAGAAAGGUGACGCGAGCUUGUUUUUUGAAGGGUUGGUAGAUCCUUUCGAAGAAGGAACUUCGAUGUUCAUGUUCAGCUGCAUGAAUAGGUUCCCAUAUUAUGAUGCGGACUUCGGGUGGGGAAGGCCCAUUUGGGUUAGCUAUGGUCACUUUGAUUUCAGCAAUUUUGCAUUUAUGAUUCCAACGGAGUCUGGAGAUGGAGUUGACGUAUGGCUUAAUAUGAAUGAAGAUGAUAUGAAGGAGCUUCAACUCGAUCAACAAUUCAUCAACACCCUUCUUCUUUCCUAA